UUAUUGGUCUGAAAAUAUAAUAUAGAAAACUACGAUUAAAUGCGCAAAAAUAAUAUAUCAUUAAUUAAAAAAUUUAUUCACUAUUAUCUAAAACCAUAGAUUAUAUUCAAAAAGAUUUUUGUCAUUACAUUUACAACAUUACAAUUAAUUAAUAUCUCGAUAUUUAACCAUCACUUGUAUUAUAAUAAUAAUAAGAUAAAAAUGUCUGAAAAUAUUGAAGAUAUGGUCAAUCGGUUCAAUGAUAUGACCCUUGAAGUGGUGCCAAAACCUAAGCGACCAAAAGGCAAACGAAAUUCUUAUCAAUUCUUUAAAAUCAAUUAUUUUGCGACAAAUAAAAGUAAAGAUGGACUCAAGUUAUCUCUCAAACAGAAGACCCAAUUGGCAAACAAACGAUGGAAGGAAGUGUCGGUAAAAGAAAAAGAAAAGUACGAUAAAAUGGCUAAAGAAGAUGUCAUUCGACACAACAAAGAGAUGAAUGUCUAUGAAAAUGAUAAACAAGUCUUUGAUAAAUAUGUUGAGGACAUCCAUGACAGAGGACUUCUCAAAAAUUUAGAUGAUAUGGAAAAUCUAUUCAAAGUCUUAGAAUAUAAUCGCAAUCAUCGGGAAUCACGCAAACCUGUGAUCUCAAAGAAAGUGAUAAAUAAGAGUGCGAUCCCUAAAAGGCCAACACAAGUGGCAGUACCACGAGCUGCACACCUGCCUCAGCAAAACAAGGCGGCGCCGGCACCACAAGUGCUUUCUGAAAAUCAAAGCUUUAAUAGUACUAUGGAUGAGAUUAGAAGAUCGGAUCAAAAAGAUAAAACUGUUGAUGAAUAUGAUGAAGAAGAAGAUACCGAAGAAGAUACCGAAGAAGAUACCGAAGAAGAUGCCGAAGAAGAUGCCGAAGAAGAUGAUAAUGACGAGGAUGAAGAAGAAAAUGAAAAAGAAGAGAGUGAUGGAGAAGAGGAAGAAUCUGUAGACGAGGAAAGUGUUUGCAGUAAUGAUGACAACAAUAAAAAUGAUGAAUUGUCUGCCUUUAUCUCGGAAUCAGAGGAGGAACAGGACUUUCGGCAAAAAGCAAAGAUCACUAAAAAUGUUAAAAAUAGUAAAAAGACACUCAAAAAGUGAUUUAAUAAUUUUAUUUUAAUUGCUUUUUAAAAAUAAAUUU
Oppia nitens is the source of this 1147-nucleotide messenger RNA. Its product is annotated as nucleolin-like. The coding region runs from base 202 to 1107 and encodes 301 amino acids. The record is from RefSeq and is a predicted model, not a curated record. NCBI's taxonomy places the organism in Eukaryota, Metazoa, Arthropoda, Arachnida, Sarcoptiformes, Oppiidae. The transcript is spliced from 2 exons.